This is a messenger RNA of Dovyalis caffra, 2187 nucleotides long. NCBI's taxonomy places the organism in Eukaryota, Viridiplantae, Streptophyta, Magnoliopsida, Malpighiales, Salicaceae. The record is from the annotation of a GenBank genome assembly.
AUGGGUAAAAACGAUGACGUUUCCUUCACUUCAUCUUCUCUCAAAAUCCCUCCUUUCCGUCACCACCAAACUAAACACUCUCUCCCUUUCUUUGCUCAACUCGCCAUAACCAAACUCAACUUCACCAACCGCCUCGACUCACUCCUAACCCGCCCAUCAACUCGGACUCCCAACUCACCUCUCCUUUGCUCCGCUUCACUCUCCCUAAGUCAGCCCUCCUCCCCCGGUUCAGACCCUAAACCACCUCCUAUCCUCAGCUCCGCCUCGCUGUCGCUGAGUCAGUCACAAUUCGGUGAGUCGGCUCAGCCAGACUCGCUGGUGGCUCAGCAGAAGAGUGCUGGGGCGAGUGGGGUUCAUGGGCCUAGUCGGUAUGAUGAGGAGAGGGUGUUGAUAAGUGAAGUGCUCGUGAGGAAUAAAGAUGGAGAGGAAUUGGAGAGGAAGGAUUUAGAAGGUGAGGCUUUAGCGGCGUUAAAAGCGUGCCGUGCUAACUCGGCUCUUACUGUUCGCGAAGUUCAAGAGGAUGUGCAUAGGAUUAUUAGUAGUGGGUAUUUUUGCUCCUGUAUGCCUGUUGCUGUUGACACCCGUGAUGGCAUUCAAUUGGUUUUUCAGCUUAUGCUUAUAGAAAGUUUUAGUCUUUUAAGCAACGCAGUGUUAUGGGUUGCAUUAAUGACUAAUGCUGCUUUCUUGUGGCAUAAGGUAGAACCAAACCAGGAGUUUCAUGGUCUAGUUUGUGAAGGAGCUAGUGUUCUUCCGACAAAGUUUCUACAGGAUGCUUUCCGUGGUGGAUAUGGAAAAGUGGUAAAUAUUAAGCAUUUAGAUGAAGUAAUAAGUUCUAUCAAUGGCUGGUACAUGGAGCGUGGGCUUUUUGGCAUGGUUUCAAAUGCUGAGAUUCUCUCUGGGGGUAUAAUAAGGUUACAAGUUGCAGAAGCAGAGGUGAAUGACAUUUCCAUACGUUUUCUUGACCGAAAAACUGGUGAACCAACCAAAGGGAAGACAAAGCCUGAAACGAUACUUAGGCAACUUACAACCAAAAAGGGACAGGUCUACAGCAUGCUUCAAGGAAAAAUGGAUGUGGAUACUGUGUUAACUAUGGGAAUUAUGGAAGAUGUUAGCUUUAUUCCCCAACCUGCUGGAGAUACCGGUAAAGUGGAUUUGAUAAUGAACGUUGUUGAACGUCCAAAUGGAGGUUUCUCCGCUGGUGGUGGGAUAUCAAGUGGGAUCACAAGUGGCCCUCUAUCAGGACUUAUUGGAAGCUUUGCAUAUUCUCAUAGAAAUGUUUUUGGACGAAACCAGAAGCUUAAUAUUUCCCUAGAGAGAGGCCAGAUUGACUCAAUCUUCCGCGUAAACUACACAGACCCAUGGAUUGAAGGGGAUGACAAGCGGACUUCUAGAACAAUUAUGGUUCAGAAUUCAAGAACCCCUGGGAAUCUUGUUCAUGGUAACCAACCUGGCAACAGUAGCCUGACCAUUGGCAGAGUUACAGCUGGUUUAGAAUUCAGUAGACCACUCAGGCCAAAGUGGAGUGGAACAGUCGGACUUAUUUUUCAGCAUGCUGGUGCUCGUGAUGAAAACGGUAAUCCUAUUAUUAAGGACCAUUACAGCAGCCCUCUUACUGCAAGUGGGAAGACUCAUGAUGAUACGCUACUUGCUAAAUUUGAAAGUGUCUAUACAGGUUCUGGUGAUCAUGGCUCUUCAAUGUUUGUGUUUAACAUGGAACAAGGACUACCUCUUUGGCCCGAGUGGCUGUUUUUCAACAGAGUUAAUGCUCGUGCUAGAAAGGGUGUAGAAAUUGGUCCUGCUCUCUGUCUUCUGAGUUUGUCUGGCGGUCAUGUGGUGGGUAAUUUCUCUCCUUAUGAAGCAUUUGCCAUUGGUGGAACAAACAGUGUGAGAGGAUAUGAAGAGGGAGCUGUAGGCUCUGGUAGAUCUUAUGCAAUUGGCUCUGGCGAAAUUUCUUUCCCUGUGUUCGGCCCGGUGGAAGGAGUUGUUUUUGCUGACUGUGGAACUGAUCUAGGAUCCGGAUCCACAGUGCCUGGUGAUCCUGCUGGGGCAAGGCUUAAGCCUGGAAGUGGAUAUGGGUAUGGCUUUGGCAUCCGUGUCGACUCCCCUUUAGGCCCUCUUCGGCUUGAAUAUGCAUUUAACGACAGGCACACAAAGAGAUUUCAUUUUGGAGUAGGUCACCGAAAUUAA